Molecule: messenger RNA, 1711 nt
Organism: Drosophila yakuba
Lineage: Eukaryota; Metazoa; Arthropoda; Insecta; Diptera; Drosophilidae
Gene: bwa
Product: alkaline ceramidase
Exons: 6
Coding region: 393-1451 (352 amino acids)
Biological process (GO): ceramide metabolic process
Cellular component (GO): membrane
Molecular function (GO): hydrolase activity, acting on carbon-nitrogen (but not peptide) bonds, in linear amides
Source: RefSeq, a predicted model, not a curated record
CUGCACGCGGUCACACAGUGGGUAUCUUUGUUUAUUAUUAUCGCGUCGCUCGUUGCGCGCUGGCUUAUUUUUUGAAUAGUGCGUUCCUAGUGCGAGUCGGCAGCGUCCCAAACGUCGUAGAUUCCAUUGCCUGAGCCACCAAGAACGAACCAUUUCCUUACAUAACUUCGGAGUACAUGGUCCGCAAAGAGCCGCGCGACGAAAGGCAAUUAACAAAGACACGCAAGUGCUUGCACACCGUGCUAUUAUGCAAAGUGCGCUAUUGCAGCUGGUCUAAGAUUGCAAAGAAAGGCGACAAAGAAAGAGAAAAUACAAAGUGGUAGAACGAGCAGAACCACCUCCCCAAGUCAGCUGUGAUCUCUGCGGUCGGGCCUCCCUCGAGUGGGCGCAAAAUGGGCGGGAUGGGGGGCGGCGGGCUGCUGGACAUCUACUCCAUGGCCUGGGAGCAUCUGAGGCCCGGAAGCUCGCCCGUCGACUGGUGCGAGGGCAAUUACUUGAUUUCAUCCAACAUCGCCGAGUUCGUGAACACGAGCGAGACCAAGUGGAAACGUAAACAAAAGAUACUGUUUGCCACGCUUCGUUUGCGAUGGCGAGACGGGCAAAGGGUCAUUUUCGCAGUGCGACACCCGGAAAAUGCAGUUUUCUUAUCGCCCCGAGCGUCAGCGUCACACUUGUCCGGUCGAUUUGAAACGUUUAGCAACUUUCUGUUCAUCCUCCUUCCGCCAGUCCUGAUAAUGCUCUUCAAGGAGUACGGACGCUUUGUGACGCCCGGAAUCCACGUUAUCUGGGUGCUGCUCAUCGUGGUUGGCCUGAGUUCGAUGUACUUCCAUGCCACCCUGAGUCUAAUUGGCCAGCUGCUGGAUGAACUGGCCAUCCUCUGGGUCUUCAUGGCGGCCUUUUCGCUCUUCUAUCCGAAGCGCUACUAUCCCAAGUUCGUUAAAAACGAUCGCAAAACCUUCAGUUGGCUCAUGCUGUUGUCGGCGAUCGCUGCAACGGGCUUGUCAUGGUGGAAGCCCAUUGUUAACGCCUUUGUUCUCAUGUUCAUGAGUGUACCGACCAUGGUAAUGCUCUACACAGAGCUGCAAAGAGUCAGUGACCAAAGGGUUUACCGCCUGGGCAUUCGAUCGACGACAGUCUGGGCAGUGGCGGUAUUCUGCUGGAUUAAUGACCGGAUCUUCUGCGAGGCCUGGUCAUCGAUCAAUUUCCCAUACCUGCACGGCUUUUGGCACAUCUUCAUUUUCAUAGCAGCCUACACGGUGCUGGUGCUGUUCGCCUAUUUCUACGUGGAAUCGGAGCUGCCCCAGAGACAGCCGCUGCUAAAGUAUUGGCCGAAGAACGAGUUUGAGUUCGGGAUACCCUUCAUUUCGAUACGGAAUCCAGAUUCGAAAGAUUGGCUCGUCUACUGCAGCUUGUACAUGCAGGACUAUGACUACAAGCACGGAAAGAACUAAGGCAUGAAUUCGGUUGGAUAGCCUACUCCAAACAGAAACAUACACAGCGUGAUAUAAGUUAGAGUUGCAGAAGAAGGAAUAACUAAAUUAUUUAUUAAUUACAAAGCUCACCUGCUCAGCGCAGAAACCAAAUUAUGUAUAGCUGCCAUUUAGAGCGUUAGCUUAGAAAGUAUGAUUUACGUAGGCUAAACAAAUGUCGACAAAUGUACUGCGUUAUCUGCAAGCUAUCUUGUUUAAUCGCAAUAAAGAAUAGUAUUUUA